Messenger RNA from Cuscuta campestris, 2584 nucleotides. NCBI's taxonomy places the organism in Eukaryota, Viridiplantae, Streptophyta, Magnoliopsida, Solanales, Convolvulaceae. The record is from the annotation of a GenBank genome assembly.
AAUUCACGUUCUUGUACGUGGGUUCGUUCCAUUUCCCCCCAGAAUUCGCGCCACUUCCGAUUUCCCGCCACAGUCAAUUCCAGAAUAUUCCGCUACAAAAAACCCUACACCCGCCCAACGCACUUCACUGAACCGAAACAUUUCCCCUCCAAACCUCGUCGCAGGUUUAAUCAAAGAUUAACGUUAAACUCUCGCCUUAUCUUCGCAGCGGAGGAAGAAGAAGAAGGGUUUAAGGAUGUUUUACGCUCGGACGUUACUGGCGCGGAAGGGUCCGUUAGGGACUGUUUGGUGCGCGGCGCAUCUACAGUACAGACUCCGGAAGGCUGAUUAUACCAGAACCAAUAUCCCCUCCACCGUAGAGUUUAUCAUGUAUCCUGAAGUACCUAUUGCACUUCGGAUGUCCGGCCAUCUUUUGCUCGGCGUUGUCCGGAUAUAUUCGAAGCAAGUUGAUUACGUUUUCCAAGAAUGCCAUCACUUGGAGUUACAGAUAAGAAGGACAUUUGUUUUUCCAAACAUCAAUCUUCCUGAAGGUACAACUCAAGAAUCAUAUAAUGCUGUCACUAUGCCAGAAACAUUUCAACUGGAUGCCUUAGAAUCAUUUGAAGAGGAACCAAAUCAAGAGAGCUUUGUGGAUACUCAUCUUAAACACCCCGAAGAGAUAACGCUGGAAGAUCAAAUUCCCACUGGUAGAGAGCAAUGUAUACCAACUCUACUUGAUAUGGACACUGGGAGGGAUUCACCAAGGGAAAAUAUCAAUGUCUCUGGAUUGCAUUCAACACCAGAACAGAUAGAUUCUCGGCCUCCAGUUGGAGAGGAAAAAUCUGCUGGUUCUCGACAAUCUCCUCCCCACCAGAGUACUCAGAGAGGAUCAGAUGAAAGAACUGCUGAGGGGGUCUUCAAUCAAGAGUUUCCAGAAACUGAAGUUAUGCGUGAUGCUUUGCACACUGAUAGUGUACCAACUCCUCCAUUGUGGUCAAACAGGAACGAUGAUUUUCUGGAGCCUGACUUAGUUUUGAUAGAACAAGUGGAAAAGGACAAUCCAAAUCUUUCUCCAAUUGUUGAAGAGGUUUUGCCUUCUGGAAGAUUUUCUGCCUCAUCUCCACGCCAUGUAGCUUCUUCAGUAGAUGGCCGUGAAAACAUUGAUUCACACAUAUCAUUUGAUCAUCCGUCCGUUGAACUAGGAAUCCGGUCAAGCCCACCACCACCUCCUCCUCCUCCUCCAUCACCCAAGCAGCCACAACCAAGGAAGAGAAGAAGGCUGCUCAUUGAUGAGACCUUAGUGCUGCCAAAUAAGUUGAUGAGAGCUGCACUAAAUGACACAAGCCAUUUGAAAAGAAAGAGAAAAGAAGCUCCUCAUUCGUCUUUGGGCACAUGGAGAUCAAACAAGAUACUAAAAAAGGAUGCAAUGUUCUUUGAACCCUUGAUAACCGGGCAGUGUGAAGAUCUUUUGAAUAUGCAUGAACAAGGCUUUGUUUUUGCAAGAGCCCAGGCCUCUUCCACAGAGAAUGCUCGUGAAGAUUCGAACAGUGCCCGGUCUUCUUCUCCUAACCCCAAUGAGGACAUGGAUGUUGAACAGCUUCGCGACAACGAGGGCCCCACUGACAGCAGCUUUUUUGAUAAUGUCUUGCCUAUACCCACUAGGUUGGUUUCCUCUCCAUUAACAGCGGGUCCUUCUUCGAGCAGGCAAGAAGCUUUUACUCCUGCUGCUACCACAGUAGGUUCACAGUCAGAACAGCUUGUGAAAACUGUUGAUUCUGAGGUGGAGCUACCCACACCAGACCAGGCAGCUUCCACUGGAAAUCUUCAUUCUGACAAGGAUACUCCGGCGACAUUAAUGGAUCAUGAUGUGCAUUUCCAAACCAAAUCUCUUUCUGAUAUACCCGAAUAUGACGGUUUUGCCGGGGAUUUGAGAUUUUUGGAAGACGAGGACAACUCUCCUGCUGCCUCUCAGGGAACUCCAGAAGUGGUAGGUUUAUCUGGAAAACAAAGUGGGUUUGAAUCAUUAUCUACCAGAUCAAGGGCUUUGGCUCAAUAUGUUAAAGGUUGGUCAUCCGCUACUGCUCUGUCGAAAGGCCAAUCAUCAUCUACCCCGGUUUCAAAUCAAGGAGACCUGAGGUUGAAUGUAGUUUUGGAAGGCAAAAGCAAGAAGAUAUCUGCCAGAAUGUUUUAUGAGACUCUUGUUUUGAAGAAUUAUGGGCUCAUAGAUGUGAAUCAAGAAGAAUCUUAUGGUAAUAUUACUUUGAAGGCAACUCCUAAACUGUUGAAGGAACAACUAUAAGGCUAAACUAAAUGCAAUUUUCAUGUGAAAUUAGUGUUAGAGUGACCUCCUGUACAGACAAUGCAAGCUGGUUAGGCAUGUGGGCUACCAGUAGCAGUAUCUGUUUAAUUAGAAAUCUAGAGUCAAUAAUCAAUACGGAGUACUAUAAUAGCUUCUUCAUGCAGCAGCUUGGUUGAGGAAAGGUGGUUUAGUUAUAAAAAAAAAGGUACCAAUAGUGUGAAUGCUUAGAUAGAAUGUGUAUUAUUAUCAUCUUUAUUACUUGGGCUAUAUGUAAAAUUUAUGUGCUAUUGGGGCUUCCUUGUAAAA